Molecule: messenger RNA, 650 nt
Organism: Amyelois transitella
Lineage: Eukaryota; Metazoa; Arthropoda; Insecta; Lepidoptera; Pyralidae
Exons: 6
Coding region: 76-543 (155 amino acids)
Source: RefSeq, a predicted model, not a curated record
CAAAAUCUUUUUUUGUCUCAGAACACUGCUGAUGAAGCAUCCCACCCUCAACAACCCCAAAAGUUGUCAAGUUAUAUGAGCGACAUUGAAAUUGAGUAUGAGCAGGAUAUGACUGAGCAAAUUUCUAUCUCCGAUCUUCCUGUCUCGAUACAAAUGAUUGGCACUGAUGACCAUGAUACACCACAAGACUCAGCACCCCAACUUGAGCCUACAGAAUCAGAGCCCAGGCCUCGCCGUUCUAGACACAGGCCUAGAGUUCAUGCUAGACAUAGGUCCUUGUUGACGCAACAAGUAGAAGAGUCCCUGGAUGAGUCACGAGCUGCAUUUGUUAGGCUUGAGGAAGCAAAGCUUGCAGCCCAAACUAAACAAAUGGAGAUAGAAAUAAAAAAGGUAGAGGCAUUGCAGCAAAUAGCACUAGCUAUAAAUAAGCUAGCAGAUGCAGUGUCGUCUACAUUUGAUCCUGCAGGCUCCUCUACACUACAGCAUGGACAUCAUACUCAAAAAAGUCCUCGAAUUUCUUCGAGUGAUGAGAGUAACCAUUAGUAGUGACUAGAAGGCGUAAUGAAAGACGGUCCACGAGCGAUUGUUGGACUGCCCUGCCUUCUGAAAGUUCCUGAUUGAUUUGAUGCCUGUUGCUGUCAGUCCUUGCU